CUCGCUCUCCCGCCCUCCCUCAGCUCCACUUAGAGGCCGCACUCGAGCCCGGCGGCCCAGAGAAAUGGAGAGCCCUUGCGCAGGAAGCGCCUCGCCGGCCUCUGCGGCCCGGGCGUUGGGCACGCUACGGAGGCAAGGUACGGCCCUGGUCAGCCCCAGGACGCGCAACAAACGGGUGACGAAGGCGAAGGCCAAGAAACGAGUCCUCGACGAGGAAGAGUAUAUCGAGGGCCUCCAGACAGUGAUUCAGCGGGACUUCUUUCCUGAUGUGGAGAAGCUGCAAGCCCAGAAGGAAUACUUGGAGGCCGAGGAGAGCGGGGACCUGGAGCGCAUGCGGCAGAUAGCCAUCAAGUUUGGCUCCUCCCUGGGCAAAUUGUCGCGGGACACUCCUCUGCCGUAUGUGACCCCAGCCACGUUUGAAACUCCUGAAGUUCACCCAGGCACUGCCUCCUUGGCAACUAAGCCCAGGCUUCGUGCUAAAGGUCCUGAGGAAGGGUCGGGAGAAACAGAGGAAGAGGAGGACAAAGAGCCCCUCCCUAGUCUCGACGCUUUCCUGACCAGGUACACCAGUGAGGACAAUGCCUCGUUCCAGGAGAUCAUGGAAGUGGCCAAGGAGAAGGAGCGGGCCCGGCACGCCUGGCUCUACGAGGCAGAGGAUGAGUUUGAAAAGAGGCAGCAGGAUAACCUGGCCCUCCCGUCCACCGAGCAACAGGCCCUGCAGAGCAGCCAGGCCGGGGUGGAGACCUGGAAGUACAAGGCUAAGAAUUCUCUGAUGUACUACCCGGAGGGCGUCCCCGACGGGGAGGACGUGUUUAAGAAGCCCCGGCAAGUGCUGCACAGAAACACGCGCUUCCUCAAGGAUCCUUUCAGCCAAGCCCUGAGCAAGUCCCAGCUCCAGCAGGCGGCUGCCCUCAAUGCCCAGUACAAACAGGGUAAAGUGGGACCCGACGGCAAGGAGCUGAUCCCCCAGGAGUCUCCCAAGGUCAAUGGGUAUGGAUUUGUUGCCACUCCUUCUCCCGCCCCAGGUGUGAAUGAAUCUCCCAUGAUGACAUGGGGGGAGGUUGAGAGUACCCCCUUGCGAAUUGAUGGGUCAGAAACGCCGUAUGUGGACCGAACUCCGGGACCAGCCUUCAAGAUCCUGGAGCCCGGACGCAGAGAGAGGUUAGGGCUCAAGAUGGCCACGGAGGCUGCUGCCAAGAACCGAGCCAAGAAACAAGAGGCCCUGAGGAGAGUCACAGAGAACCUGGCCAGCCUCACCCCCAAAGGCCUGAGCCCAGCCAUGUCCCCGGCCCUGCAGCGCCUCGUGAACAGGACCGCCAGCAAAUACACCGACAAGGCCCUGCGGGCCAGCUACACGCCCUCCCCCGUCCACCCUGGCUACAAGACGCCUGCCGGCGGCCCGCAGACUCCCACGGGCACUCCCGCCCCCAGCACUACCACAAGGACUCCUCUCACCCAGGACCCCGCCUCCAUCACCGACAACCUGCUGCAGCUCCCCAAGAGACGGAAAGCCUCGGAUUUCUUCUGAGAAGCGGGCCCUGGGGGCCCCGGGCCGCCUGCCCUGGCUGUGGGAGCCUUGGGCAGCUCGGUCUCUGCCAGACUUGACUCCUCACCUUGGCAGCAGGACGCUUCGUCAGGUGGGAUGGAAAGGCCCCCUGUGGAGGGGCCACAUGUGGACCCAGCUACGAGUCGGGCACUUGGUCGUAGUCUUUUAUAUGCAAGCUAAAAUCGCGGCUGUCAUUAAAAGGAAAAACUGAA
Molecule: messenger RNA, 1758 nt
Organism: Antechinus flavipes (yellow-footed antechinus)
Lineage: Eukaryota; Metazoa; Chordata; Mammalia; Dasyuromorphia; Dasyuridae
Gene: ESS2
Product: ess-2 splicing factor homolog
Exons: 10
Coding region: 65-1528 (487 amino acids)
Cellular component (GO): catalytic step 2 spliceosome
Source: RefSeq, a predicted model, not a curated record